Molecule: messenger RNA, 1428 nt
Organism: Manihot esculenta (cassava)
Lineage: Eukaryota; Viridiplantae; Streptophyta; Magnoliopsida; Malpighiales; Euphorbiaceae
Product: probable glutathione peroxidase 8
Exons: 7
Coding region: 579-1091 (170 amino acids)
Biological process (GO): response to oxidative stress
Molecular function (GO): glutathione peroxidase activity
Source: RefSeq, a predicted model, not a curated record
UAAAGGGUAUUUUCUCAUUUUUUAUCCAUGUUAUUUUCCUUGCUCUCUGCGUAGCUGUACUUCUCCAUGUCUCUUAACCAAAAGGUGGUGAAAUUGAAGAUUUGUUAAUGACUAGCUAAAUAAGUGGCUUUUUAAGCCCAACUUGCCUGCGAUGCGAUUGCGCAAAGAUUGGAUCGCUUUACAGCAAAAUAUGCCUAUUGAUUUCUGCCACUCUCGACUUCAUUGACCAUCUAAUUUAGAAACGAAGUAUGCCUAUUGAUUUCUGCCACUCUCGACGUCAUUGACCAUCUAAUCUAGAAACGAUCCUGAACCCACUUGUGAGAUAAGUUGUAUCCUAAUCAUAACUAAUUAUAAAAAUAUUUGACCAUUUAUUAGAUGCGAGAAUGGUUCUAAGUUCUGCCCUGUGUAGAACCAUCCUAUCCUCUCCUCUUUUCAAAUGUAAAGCAAGGCUUGAGAGAGCCAGGAGUAAAGUAAACUCCAAUUUCAAUCCAACGGCAGGAGGGCUUUCCUGAACUCAUCAAAAAGAAGCUUACCCACUGAGAUCUUAACACGUGGCUCUCUAUAUUUUUGCUUAUUUAAUGGCAAGCCAGGCCCCCAAGUACCCUGAAUCUGUCUAUGAUUUCAUCGUUAAGGAUUCUAAAGGAAAUGAUGUAGAUCUUAGCAUUUUCAAGGGAAAAGUCUUAUUAAUUGUCAAUGUGGCUUCAAAAUGUGGAAUGACCAACUCAAAUUACACAGAACUGAAUCAGUUAUAUGAGAAGUACAAAGAUCAAGGCCUUGAAAUAUUGGCAUUUCCAUGCAAUCAAUUUGGUGAGGAGGAACCAGGAAGCAAUUAUGAGAUUCAAGAGUUUGCCUGCACUCGCUUUAAAUCAGAAUUUCCCAUAUUUGGCAAGCUGGAAGUGAAUGGUGAGAAUGCUUCUCUACUGUACAAGUUCUUAAAGUCAGGCAAAUGGGGGAUAUUUGGUGAUGAUAUUCAGUGGAACUUUGCAAAAUUCCUUGUGAAUAGGGAUGGGCAAGUUGUCGAUCGUUACUACCCCACAACUUCACCUCUGAGUCUUGAGCAUGACGUAGAGAAGCUGUUGGGGGUCUCAUAAGCGUGCUGAGAUAUAAAGGAUUAAUCAAGGUUCAUGAAGAUACCAAAGGACAGGAUGUUUAAUCUUGUUCUGAGUCCUGAGCGACUUACCAAAUCUGCACUGGAGAAUAUGAUAAUUGUGUGAAGUAGUAGAAUGUUGCUAGUUGCAGCUCUAAACUCAUUUCCCAAUAUUGUGUGCUUGAAAAACCAAGUGUUCACCUUUUGUUAAUUGCCCUUUCUGGUUUGGUUGUAAAGUUUGUUUUUCUCUUGGGUUACUCGAAACGGCUAUGUUUUCCUAUGAUUAUGACAAAUAUCCAAGAAAUGCACCGUGUCCUGACAGAUUGUGAUUUGAUCCUAAA